AUGGAAGCCGUGCAAAGCGCCCUUUCCCUCCUAUCGGGCGUGGUCCGAGCGCCGGCGGAUCUGGAGAAAGCGCUGCAGCAACUCGAGACGAUGCAAUUGCCCUCCGCUCGCUUGCUCAUCCACCAAAGCGAGUGGGGCAUGUUCAAGAAUACGGAGCUAGACAAACUUAUCUGGCAGCUCAAGUACGCCACCGACGAUGCCGAGGACCUUCUCCGUGAUUUCAGAGACCAGGCGCAGCGGCGAAAGAUUGAGGACGCAGGCCGGAGCAGGACAGGUCAACUCUGUUCUUCCUCUGUCAGUAAUGUAGCACAUAUAUUCCAUGGUAGCAGUGGAAGGGUAAGGGAGGCCCAAGAUAAGCUAGAAAAGGCUCGGGCUGAGGUUGAGAACGGGCUCACUAAGAGGGGUCUCCAUGUUGUGCCACUGAAGUUGAUGCCUACAACAACUGAAAUCAUCACCGCUCCUCAAGUGUUUGGCCGUGAAACAGAACGGGAUCAAGUGAUGGAGGUGCUGGGUGUGACUGCGACCAUUGACCGCAUCCAAGAAUUUGAUCAGGUGAUCACUCAAAUGGGCAUGCCACUCACUAUGGGCAGUACAUCUGCAGGUUCAUCUAAAAGAAAGAGCGCAGGGCAUCAAAAGAAAAGAAAGAGCGCAGCGGCAUCUACAAGCAAAGCAGCCAAGCGGCUUGGCAACAGUAGCAGCAGCCCAAGAUUUGCUGAGACUACCAACCUAGCUGGCAACGUUUCUGUCUUGCCGAUUUUUGGCAUUGGCGGGAUUGGGAAGACCACCCUAGCUCAGCUCAUCUACAAUGACGACAGGGUGAGAGCCCACUUUACUGUGAGGAUAUGGGUCUGCGUUUCUGACCUCUUUGAUGAUGAACGGAUGACAAAGGAGAUCAUCAAGACCAUGUCUGAGCCAAACAUUGACUUGCCGUCUGAUAUAGGUGAUCUUCGAGUACAGCUGAAGAAGCAGCUGAAGAGCCAAAAGUUCCUUUUGCGAUGCGGACCUGGCCAAAAGAUGGCGCCGCUCGCUCUGAAAGGGAAGGCCGCCGGCGUGUUCCUCGCAGCCAAAAACGACCUGAGCACGACGCCAUGGAUCCGGUCGCGGAAGGAAGCUCAAGGGGGAGGAAUUGAAUUGAGGAAAGGAAUAAAAGCGCCGUUACAUCACAUGGCGUCCGUGGUGUGGAUGUGGCGGUGA
Panicum virgatum (switchgrass) is the source of this 1194-nucleotide messenger RNA. Its product is annotated as probable disease resistance protein At1g59620. The coding region runs from base 1 to 1194 and encodes 397 amino acids. NCBI's taxonomy places the organism in Eukaryota, Viridiplantae, Streptophyta, Magnoliopsida, Poales, Poaceae. The transcript is spliced from 2 exons. The record is from RefSeq and is a predicted model, not a curated record. Gene Ontology annotation, molecular function: ADP binding.